This is a messenger RNA of Penicillium cataractarum, 2178 nucleotides long. RefSeq lists its product as uncharacterized. NCBI's taxonomy places the organism in Eukaryota, Fungi, Ascomycota, Eurotiomycetes, Eurotiales, Aspergillaceae. Gene Ontology annotation, cellular component: membrane. The record is from RefSeq and is a predicted model, not a curated record. The transcript is spliced from 3 exons. The coding region runs from base 1 to 2178 and encodes 725 amino acids.
AUGGCUGACUCUACUCUUCCGGUCAAUGGUAUUGCUUCAACAGGAGUCCUCACAAAUGGCGAAACCGCGGCGCCAGCGACGCGCAGCGCUAGCGAUCGCUUCGAACUCAUCUCCGGCCCUCUGAUCAACCUCAAGAACAUGCAUUAUCAGCCCUCCCCCGUCUGGCAAGGCAGUGUGUUGAUUGUUACAAAGCCCGGUCAAGACCAGCCCCGGCUCUACUUGCGCCAGCUCGGCCCCGUCGCCGCUGAGGGACAGCCUCCUCAAUCCCAAACAAACCAAACAGUCGAGGGUUUGAAGCUCUACGAGGAUCCCAAGAAGGCAUUCUGGCGCUUCUCCCUGGCCGUACCCGUCGAGACCUAUGAGGCGCGCUGGGAGUAUGACAUCCCCGGUCUGUACAAUGAGUCUGCGGAACCGGUCAAGGCGCCUUGGAACUUUGUGGUUCCUGCCGCCGAUCAGUCCAUGCGCAUUAUGUUCCACUCCUGCAACGGCUUCUCUGUUGGUACGGAUAUGGAUGCUUGGGUUGGCCCUAACCUGUGGAAUGAUGCCCUGCGCGUCCACGGUGAGAAGCCUUUCCAUGUGAUGGUUGGUGGCGGUGAUCAGAUCUACAACGACGGAAUUCGCGUUGAUGGGCCUCUAAAGGCCUGGACGUCUAUUGCCAACCCUCACAAGCGCCGUACCCACGAUUUCAACAACCAGAUGCGCGCCGAUUGUGAUGAUUAUUACUACGCCAACUAUGUGCGGUGGUAUAACACUGAGCCUUUCCGCACUGCCAACGGCCGCAUCCCACAGGUUAACAUUUGGGAUGACCACGAUAUCAUUGACGGCUUCGGGUCUUACACGGAUCACUUCAUGAAGUGCGCUGUCUUCCGCGGUAUUGGUGGUGUCGCGUUCAAGUACUACUGCCUCUUCCAGCAUCACAUCGCCCCUCCCAAGUCGACCUUCACCACUGAUGCGCCUGAGACCAUGCACGCAGUGAACGGAACUUCUGGCGUAGACCCACGCCAGGUCGAGAACACCUACGUCCUCGAAAAUCAGCCCGAGGACGACAGCUGGAUCAUUGGCAAGCGGCCUGGUCCGUAUGUUGAGGAGCGCAGUCGCAGUCUGUACAUGCGCUUUGGCAAGCGUAUUGGCUUCGUGGGUCUGGAUGCCCGCACUGAGCGCACCCGUCACCAGGUCAAUUACCCAGAGACAUAUGACCUGAUCUUCCAACGGCUGCAGCAGGAGAUUGAAGCUGCCAAUGGCGAACUCAAACACCUUGUCGUUCUUCUCGGAGUCCCCAUCGCCUACCCCCGUCUCGCCUGGCUUGAAAACAUCCUCACCUCGCCUAUUAUUGCUCCUAUCCGGCUUUUGAACAAGCGUUUCGGCUUGGCGGGUGGUCUUUUCAACGAAUUUGACGGACAGGUCGAUCUGCUGGACGACCUGGACGACCACUACACGGCGCGACAGCACAAGCGUGAGCGAAAGAUGCUCGUGCAGCGGCUGCAGGAAUUGGCGCGCGCCAACUCCAUCCGCGUCACCAUUCUCGGUGGUGAUGUGCAUCUUGCGGCGGUUGGCCGCUUCUACUCGCACCCGAAGUUGAACCUUGCUGGUGAGAAUGACCACCGCUUUAUCGUCAACGUUGUCAGUUCCGCCAUUACGAACAAGCCCCCUCCCAAGGCCGUUGCAAACCUCCUUGCCCGCCGCAACAAGAUCCACCAUCUUGAUCGCGAGUGCGACGAGACUCUCAUGUCGUUCUUUGACAAGCAGCCUGGCGGCGUGGAGAAGAGCGCGGUCUGGAAUAAGGUGACUAUGCCAUCGCGUAACUUUGCCACGCUGACCGAGGUUGUGGCUCCCGUUGCGAACGGCGAUGGUGUCCAGCCAGUGACCGCGAAGCUCGACCGCCUGCCAAAGGACGGCCAUGCGCCUCUCCACAAGGGCGAGGUUAACGCAGGAUCGACGCACAGUGCGGCGGAUGGGUUUAGCGCACACAGUGGCAUGUACGGCGGACUGGAUGUGGCCAUUCGAGUGGAGAUUGACCCCCACGAUCGACAGGGCACGACGGAGGGUUAUGGAUUUAGUAUUCCCCCGCUGUUGGCUACCGAAGGUCCGCCCGUCUCGUCUCGUCUAAGCAUCCGGUCGCGCAUUUCUCGCCAGAACUCGGUCCAAGACCAGCCCGGACGACCCUUGACUGCGGCAUAA